AUGGAUUCAGGGCAGGGAGGGAAGCUCAAUAGAUUCCUGCGCAGCUGUGGAUUUGGCGGCGCCGCGAGGCAGCACCAUUCGUCCCAGACAGGGGCGGCUUCAGCGACAGCGGCGGCGAGCGCUUCGGCAAGAAAUCCAUGGGACGAUUGCUUGGAAUGCCCGGUUUGCUGGGAGAAUUUCAAUGGCGGCGACCACACGCCUUACGUUCUCUUCUGUGGCCACACCCUGUGCAAGACGUGCUUGAUGGGCCUCCAGUGGGGGACGAUCAAGCCACUCCAGCUCCAGCUCCCUCUCCUCGUCCCGUGCCCCUGGUGCCAGUUCCUCACGCUCCGCCUCUCCUGGAAGGGAGGCCGCCUCAAAUUCCCGGCGAAGAACUUCUUCCUCCUCUCCAUCGUCGAGGCCGCGAGGGGCAGCUCCUCGGCCGCUACCACCGAGUGCUCCAAGCCGGAGGAUCACGUCCCGGCGAGCCGGAGGCUGGACAAGGGCGCCUGGAGGAUGAGCGACGUGUGGCAGAUCGGGCUUAACUUGCAGCAGCGCCGGGUCUGGCACGAGAUCGUCCACGACGAGUGGAAUGCCGACCAGGUGUUGAAGCUCAUCCGGCUGAUCGCCCAGGUGAUCUCCAAGCUGCCACCGAUGAUCUUGCUGCUCUUCCUGGUGUUUUACGUCCUGCCCUUCAGCGCUCUCGUGCUGGUGCUCUACAGCUUGGUGACGCUGGUCUUCGCGGUGCCUUGCUACCUGGUGCUCUACUUCUCGUAUCCGGGCAUGCAGUGGCUGGCCCGAGAGAUUGUUGCUGCUUGA
This is a messenger RNA of Selaginella moellendorffii, 798 nucleotides long. RefSeq lists its product as uncharacterized. Bases 1 to 798 code for a protein of 265 amino acids. The transcript has a single exon. The record is from RefSeq and is a predicted model, not a curated record. NCBI's taxonomy places the organism in Eukaryota, Viridiplantae, Streptophyta, Lycopodiopsida, Selaginellales, Selaginellaceae.